GCUCCUGUCAAUCAUACAAAACAGCCGGCCAUAUAAGAGCGACCAGCAACCUUCGACCGAAUCAAUUGCCACUGUCCGACCAGACUACCGGUCGCAUCGCAACUCACCGCUAUAGCUCUCCAGUUCAAGCCAUCGACUAACAGACUUCGGAACUCCCGUCUUUUGUAUUUUGAGGCAAGACGCCCCGGUCUACUAUGUACGAAGUUGACUCCUACUACCGCCCACCUCCUACAUUCGGCAUGACGUACCCACCCCCACCUGCCCGGAGCUGGGUGCCCGACGUCCCCGCGUACUCCGGACACGCCAUGGACAAAACUUCGCCCGUCUCCUCGCCACACGACGAUAUGAGGUACCGUUACCCUACCUACCGCACCACGGGAGAGCUGGGCAUGCACAAGAUGCACACGUACGAGCCACCCAUCACUCCUCCGUCAAAGGCAUCAGGUGCAGGGGAUCUGACCAACUUGGACUACGGACACCCCCCUCAACUAGGCAACGGCAACGAUGACUACGGAGACGGCGACUCGGAUGGAUCGGGCGACCAGGACAGCCCGUCGGGGCACGGAGUGAAGCGUUCUGCCGACGACUCCCACGGCGCGUCCGGCGGACCAGGCAUGGCCAAGAAGACCAAGGGUCGGGUCAAGAUCAAGAUGGAAUUCAUCGACAACAAGCUGAGACGCUACACCACUUUUUCCAAGAGGAAGACCGGCAUUAUGAAGAAGGCCUACGAGCUGUCCACCCUGACGGGAACGCAGGUGAUGCUCUUGGUGGCCAGCGAGACCGGACAUGUUUACACCUUCGCCACGAGAAAGCUCCAGCCCAUGAUCACCAGCGAGGCGGGCAAGGCGCUCAUCCAGACCUGCCUCAACUCCCCCGACCCUCCCAGCCAGGGCCAGGCGUCCGGACAUGGCCAACACGACCAGAGAAUGUCCGUCACAGGCUACGAGGAGACCGAUCUGACCUAUUCCACCGAAGCUGAAGACAACAUGAAGAUGCAGAAGCCGACCAUGUUCACGGUAGCGAACGUUCCGGGCGCCAGCGGUGAUGGUCCGGGCGGGGCUGCGGUGAACACGGCGACCAGCAUACAGAUGGGCAGCGCGGGGUUCCCCAUCACCAGCUACAUGGCACCUGUCUCCACCACGGCAGGCGGCGGCAAGACCACCCCUACCAUGCAGAUACCAGGCAGCUUCACAGCUGUGCUUCCACCAGGUACGCCCCUCCUCAGCCAGGUACAACAGGGAACCUCCCAGUCUCAACAGAUCCAACAGCAACAGCAACAACAGAUGGUCUACAGGGUCAACGGACAGCCUGCCUUCACAAGUGGUAGUCAGAGCCAUCAGCAGUCCGUGGUCUACACCAUGACUCAGGCAGGAGGAGGGGACAGUCAACAGGACUCCAGCUCCAUCAUCAACAGCCAGAACACAAGCACCAGUAUGGCUACGACCAGUGGCAGCAGCACGCUGACGGGCCACGUGAUGUACCAGACCCCCCAGGGAGUCGUGUACGCGGCCCCCACCUCCAUGACGGAGGCCGGAGUCGUACUGAACUACCCCCAGGGUCCCUCCGCCAUCCCAGUCCCACAACAGCAGGUCCAAGACCAAGUCUUCUGUGUGCUGUAGUCUUGUCGGUUCGCACGUGUGUUCCUCGACCUUCCCUCACCAUUCUCCCUUGUAAAACCCUACAUCAUUCAAGCCCCUGUCACCAAUUAAUAGUCCUCAAACCUUUCAGAGAAAAUUCAUAAUCCCUUCUAUUAUUUAUAAGUAUCUUCUUGAGAAAAUUAAUAAUCCUUACUUAAACCUUUCGUAGAAAAUUCAUAUUAAUCCUUCUAUAAUUUAUAAAUUUAAACCUUUUAGAGAAAAUUCAUUAUCCGUAUUUAAAUCUUUCAUAGAAAAUUCAUAAUCCUUCUAUAAUUUAUAAUUAUAUACCUUUUAGAGGAAAUUCCUGAUCCCUAUUUGAAUUUAUCAGAGAAAACAUAUAUUUCUAUAUAACGUCACUCCAAGAAUGACACUUUUAAUUCCUCUUUUUUGGUAGACAAAGUAAUUUAUUAAAUCAUUCAAAUUUUGAUUUUUGAUCAACACUGUCCCUCUCAUGUCCCUUCCAUCCAUCUAUGGCCUUUCCCUUGCUCCUGUCCACAAGCAACCUCUACUUUUGUUGCUCUCUGCCUCCCCUUUUCUCUAUUCUACUUUGUACUGAAAAAAAAAUCACACAGAAAGCCUUUACUUCUAUACACAAAACUGGUUCAAUAUGGCUGUCUACUUGCACAGUCUACACUUUCAAAUUACUACUUUCAUUGUCCACCUUUCUGCCUGCUGCCUUUUCUAGUUUAUACACCCAAAAUCUCACUUUUAAACGCAAAGCUGGUCCAAUCUGUCUACUUCUACACUUUACAGUACACUUUGAAAUCACUACCCAAAACCUAUACAUGGUCUAAAAUCGAGAUCCCAGCCUCAUUCAGAACAUACUUGCACAAAUGUACAGUUUCAAAAUUACCCAAAACCUCAAUGGUCUAAAAUCAAGUUCUUCAACCACGUUAGCAUAGUACUGGCCAUGGUACAGUACUUGUACAGUCUACACUUUCAAAUUACUACCCAAAACCUGGUGUAAAAUGUACAUGUAGAUCUCUAUGGUCUAAAAAAAAA
This is a messenger RNA of Branchiostoma belcheri (Belcher's lancelet), 2639 nucleotides long. Its product is annotated as serum response factor-like. NCBI's taxonomy places the organism in Eukaryota, Metazoa, Chordata, Leptocardii, Amphioxiformes, Branchiostomatidae. The record is from RefSeq and is a predicted model, not a curated record. Gene Ontology annotation, biological process: positive regulation of transcription by RNA polymerase II. Gene Ontology annotation, molecular function: RNA polymerase II cis-regulatory region sequence-specific DNA binding; DNA-binding transcription factor activity, RNA polymerase II-specific; protein dimerization activity. The transcript has 10 exons. The coding region runs from base 195 to 1619 and encodes 474 amino acids.